AGACAAAGUGUUGUGCUCCAGACAGCACACAGAGACGUUGGCAAGAGCUAUGCGGUACUAUGAAAAUUCCUAUUGCUAUGGCUAUCGUCAUCACCAUUAUCGCCCAAAUAUCGAGGUUGAUGUUUUCCCCGGCUGGGGUGGCUCAUAUUAUCAAGCGCCGGUUGCUCGGCCCGAAGUCGUAGUCGUAACCCAAGCGGCUACCUAUACGCCCAUGGCAGGUGGUCAAGUGAUGAUGCCACAACCUCAGCCAUAUGCUGCUGGUGGCAUGUCCAUGGGCACAGCGGGCUAUUAUCAGCAGCAGCAGACCUAUCAGUAUCAGCAACAACAACAAUACAAUAACCCACCAUAUCCACAAUGGUAGAUAAACUUCCACUCCAUCUUCUCUACAACAAAAUAAUGUGUUAAAACUGUGAAUUAUUCUGAAAUCUGUUUGUAUAAAUAAAUAGUAUAUUUAAGUUGCAUACCUCAA
Drosophila grimshawi is the source of this 469-nucleotide messenger RNA. RefSeq lists its product as uncharacterized. The coding region runs from base 50 to 361 and encodes 103 amino acids. The record is from RefSeq and is a predicted model, not a curated record. The transcript is spliced from 2 exons. NCBI's taxonomy places the organism in Eukaryota, Metazoa, Arthropoda, Insecta, Diptera, Drosophilidae.